Molecule: messenger RNA, 1625 nt
Organism: Arachis stenosperma
Lineage: Eukaryota; Viridiplantae; Streptophyta; Magnoliopsida; Fabales; Fabaceae
Product: pentatricopeptide repeat-containing protein At4g04790, mitochondrial-like
Exons: 6
Coding region: 134-1396 (420 amino acids)
Molecular function (GO): protein binding
Source: RefSeq, a predicted model, not a curated record
AUCCGAACGGAGUGCAACGCAACAAACCAACUCAUUCUAAAAUCCACACGCUAACCUAUAACCAUAAAAGAAAGAACAGAAGAAGCAAAACCCCCAACCGUCAUCUUCACUUCGUCGUUUUUGUAGAACUUAGAUGCGCGCCUCCACCAUAAGAAAACUAUGCACCCUCAGCACCCUAUUUCGCCUUCACUCAACACGGAAAGCCAAGGCACUUGCCUCUUCCUCUUCCGUUUCCAUUUCUGAGCACAAUGCUUCUGAGUUCAACCACUCUUCUAUCAACCUCAACCGUGUCUCUUCUCGAGGUGCAGAGGAUUCUCCUGAUGAUGAUAAUACGUCUUCCGAGGUUUCUUCUAUAGUGUACAGUCCAUCUCUGGCAGAGGAACAUGUUGUCGUGAAAGAGGAACCUGUUGUCGAAGAAGUUGACUAUGGCAAAGCAAAAAUGGAAAAAGUAAUAGAUUUCACGUGGUCUCCUAAUCUGUCUGCUGGCGACCUUUUGUUUAGACGGAAGGAUGUUGUAGCCCAUGAGAGAAAAAGCAAAUGGAUUCUUAAACUCAAACUCGAAGAUCGUUCUGAUAGGUUAGUUAAAAUGUGUGUGAAAAAACUAGGAACAGGGGUGACCUUUGAUGUGUUUCGUCAGCUGGGUCGAGAGACUGAUGUGAAAGAGUUCAAUGCAUUAAUAAAGAUGAGUAUACAGAAGGCAAGGACUACUAAUAAUGAAUAUGUUGCCAUAGAAGAAUUGAGUAAGGCUUUUCGCCUUUUAGAAAAUAUGAAGGAGUGCGGUUAUAAGCUAGAAGAGGAAACGUAUCAACCGCUGCUUAGGUAUGUCAUAGACAUGGGCAUGGUUAAAGAGUUUCAACUUUUCUCCGAUGUGGUCAGAGCUGAGAAUCCCUGUUCAGUUUCACGGUUGGCUUACUAUGAAAUGUUGCUGUGGAUAAGAGUUGAAGAUGAAGAAAUGAUUCGGGAUAUUUGUGAAUAUAUUACUGUAGAAGAUGGCCAAGACACUUCUGCUAUGCGAGAAAAUUACUUAUUGGCUCUUUGUGAAAGUGAUCUGAAGACCCAGAUUACAGAUGCAUUGAAAAAUAUAGACAUAACAAUGCUUUCAUCUGCAAAAUCUAUAGCAAGUGUAUUUCAAUCAUUAGGAAGGCUACAGUUGGAAUCUCUUGCCAAGAAUUUACUUUUGGAUUUGAGAGCACGAGAUUUUGAUGAAGAUGAUAUUUCAGGCUUCAUUGCUGAUUAUGCUGUUAGCAUUCCAAAUUUAUCGAUAUAUGAGUAUCAUUUGGUUACAAGAGCCUUGUCCAUCAGAUUGAAAAAGGAUGGUAGAGUGAAAAUGAUAACAAGACCUUUACAACCCCUGGAGUGCACUGAAGCACUUCCCUUGGCAUCAUCAUUUGCCUGACCAUAAUAUGAAGAGCAAACUUUUGACAAGAUGAUGAAUAGUAAUCUGUUUAUUCAUGUAUUUAAAAAGAACGAGUCACUCAAUAAUGUAAUUUUUUAGGGUCCAUCUAGUGUACAGAUGUGUUUUGGUACAGAUUUACAGAUUUUUGUUUUUAUUUGGUUGUUUAUUGAUUUAAAAGUGUAUCACUAAAAGUGUUGCUUAAAGAAAAAGUGUUACCCUUAAUCGUUAA